CAAUUGUUAGUUCAAAACAAGCUUACGAGAUGAACAUUCCAAAUAAAAAAAAUUUGGUGAACGCUGCGUUGUUGGUGCUCUUCUUGAGCGCUGUCUCACCGCAGUUAUUAAGCGAAUCGAUGUGUGUGAGGCAUUUACCUUCCAACUGCGUCGAAGCAGUACGCGCCGCUGGUUCGGAGGCCAAAAGUGGCGUCUACAAUAUACAAUUACCGUUAAAGGUUUGGGUGGAUCGACCCUUCUACGUUUACUGUUUACUCGAUCACAACGGCGGUGACCCCUGGUUGUUGGUACAGCGUAGACAGGACGCAACCAUCGAUUUCAAUCGCACCUGGAACGAUUACAAGACUGGUUUCGGAAACUUGGAGUCAAAUUUCUUCAUUGGUUUGGACAAAUUGCAUGCGCUCACACAAGUGCAACUUAAUGAGCUACAAAUCGAAUUGCAUGAUUUCAACGAAACCGUUAAGUACGCCAACUACGACAGUUUUGCGGUAGGCGAAGAGAACGCAAAAUAUCCAUUGAAUGUUUUGGGAAAAUAUUCUGGGAGUGCAGGCGAUUCCUUGCACGGCCAGCACGAAGGCCAAAAGUUCAGUACAUACGAUCAGGAUAACGACAAUUGGACCGGGAAUUGUGCGGAGCAUUACAAAGGCGCCUGGUGGUAUAAAGCCUGCCACUGGAGUAACCUAAAUGGCGAGUAUCUUAAUAGCACUCACAACGAAAAGCCGCAAGGCAUUGUCUGGUAUACAUGGCAUGGCAUUUAUUCGAUGAAAUAUGCGCACAUGGCUAUAAGGCCAAAUACGAAUAUACGGAUACAACGAUCUUGACAUGAUAAAUGAAGACGAAUUCAAUAGUCCUAUAACCUUUCGUUUAACAUAAAACAGAAAUGAUUGUGAAAUUGAAUUUAUAUACAUAUAUGGUAAACUAUUCGAUGUUCAUUUAGGACUGAGCAAGAGAAAAGUGUUAUUUCAGGACUUACUUGUUUUUAUAGCAGAUCCGACAGUAAUCAAGAAAUAAGUAACAAAAUCAAAUGUA
Zeugodacus cucurbitae (melon fly) is the source of this 1029-nucleotide messenger RNA. RefSeq names its product fibrinogen-like protein 1. The transcript is spliced from 2 exons. The record is from RefSeq and is a predicted model, not a curated record. NCBI's taxonomy places the organism in Eukaryota, Metazoa, Arthropoda, Insecta, Diptera, Tephritidae. Bases 30 to 821 code for a protein of 263 amino acids.